AUGCUGAGAUUAGUGAGGAGAAAGGCACUAACUAUUAGGCGGCGUAAUCCCUAUGUACACUAUGGGCUCCAAAAGCAGUUGCCCUUAUCUUCACCAUCGUUUCUGGUGGCACGAUAUUCGUCCACUAAUGAAUCAGCUUCGAGCCCAAAGCCACCUAGAAUAGAUGCCCCGGGAUUUAAAAAAAUUUUUCUUGUUGCAGUCAUUGGUACACUGAUAUUUGUCAAGACGGUGCAGUCCCUAGAUAAAAACAAGCCAAAGACAACAUUAUCUGAGGAAGAAUUUGAAAAUGUUGUCAAAGGGUUGAAAAGACGUGUGGCUAUCUUCUCACAGGGUGAGGUUGAUAUAAAGUUUUCUUUGUUACCCAGUGUUGACGAGACUAGGAGAAUAUUAGGGAAAUCACAAUGCAAUGAAAUUAGUGAACCACAGUUUGUCGAUCCAGUCAAGGUCAUUGAUUAUUAUAGAACUCUAAAAGAUGAUAGAUAUGAAGCCUUAUUGAAUGAAUGCUAUAAUAAGUAUGGGCCAGAUACGUACAUUGAUAAUCUACCAACAGGCAUGUUAGUCAUGCUUUUAGGCAGGUAUUUGAAAGAAAACUACAAGGGCGGCGAUGAGCUGAUGAUUGUUAACUUCCCACACUCGAUUAGCGAUGCAACAAAAUUCGAAAAUGAAGUUUCUAUAGUUUCCAAAAUCUUGAUUCCGAAGGAACUUGAAGAUUCCAACAUCUGUAAAUAUUAUGAAACUGUAGGUAAGGCUGAAGUCAUCUAA
This is a messenger RNA of Saccharomyces kudriavzevii IFO 1802, 762 nucleotides long. It is a transcript of the gene AIM36, whose product is annotated as Aim36p. The transcript has a single exon. NCBI's taxonomy places the organism in Eukaryota, Fungi, Ascomycota, Saccharomycetes, Saccharomycetales, Saccharomycetaceae. Bases 1 to 762 code for a protein of 253 amino acids. The record is from RefSeq and is a predicted model, not a curated record.